AUGAGAUUACUUCUCACACGUGUCUUCUCCAUGCUGAUCUUUUUAGAGGGAUAUGAGAGACUAGCUCAAGCGAGAGGAAAUGGGACUGCUAAUACAGAAUCUUGUGAUAUGUUUGGCGAUGAUGAAGAUGUUCCCGAUCCUUCCUCUGGUUUACCUUCUGGCUUCAUCUCGGGCACUCAGCUUAAUCCUGGUAGCACAGUUGCUGAAACCGGAGCUUUGCAACAUGAUGGAUCUGAUUAUGUGUUUGACGAGUCUUCAGGGUACUACUACAGCAGCAGCUCGGGUUACUAUUACGACGCAAACACUGGACUAUACUGCUACGCAACAACCGGCAAAUGGUACAAGUACGACGAAGAGACGAAGGAAUACGAAGAAGUGGUGUCUGAAGUUGCUUCGGGAGAAGCUUAG
Messenger RNA from Microthlaspi erraticum, 408 nucleotides. The record is from the annotation of a GenBank genome assembly. Lineage: Eukaryota; Viridiplantae; Streptophyta; Magnoliopsida; Brassicales; Brassicaceae.